Molecule: messenger RNA, 1246 nt
Organism: Spea bombifrons (plains spadefoot toad)
Lineage: Eukaryota; Metazoa; Chordata; Amphibia; Anura; Pelobatidae
Product: hepatic lectin-like
Exons: 6
Coding region: 213-908 (231 amino acids)
Source: RefSeq, a predicted model, not a curated record
UAUGGCCUAGCUGCUUUUCUGCUGCAUUGCUGGAGGCUAUACAGCCUGGCUGGGUUGCCAUGGCUACACUCCUGUCACUCCUGUGACUCAGCCCAUUGUCCAGCCCACAGCCAGCCCCUUUUGGCUAUUUAAGCAGCUAAACUUCGCUUCCUCCUUGCCCUUGUGUUGUUUCUGGCUGCAAGUGCUAUCGCUGUGUUCCUGAAUUCCUGUGUAUGACCUGGCUUUCUCUGACGUCCCUCCCGGCUCCUGAUUCCUGGCUUGUUCCAGACUUCGCUGAUCUCUGUAUUCCUGACCCCGGCUUGUCUGAGUACCCGUCUUGGUUCCUGACACCGGCUUGUCUUUUGGUAUAUGCUUUUGGAUCACGAUUUGGCUUUGUUCACUAUUGUCAUUACAAUAAAGCGUCAAGUGGUGGGCCUAAGGUGAAUACAAAUAUCCAGGCUGAAAUCAGUGCCUUAAAGAAAAAUAUCUCAGAUCUUACAUCAAAAUGUAACACAUUGGAACAGACUUCCGCAAAGGCAUCCUGUGAGAAGAACUGGAUACAAUUUGAUGGCAGCUGUUACUAUAUCCAUUUAAGAAAAUCUACUUGGAUGAACGCAAGAUCUGUGUGCAAAACAAAGGGAAGUGAUCUGGUUGUAAUAACCAGUGAAGAGGAACAGCAUUUCCUGAUGAUAAAUACAAAUGGCAAAGACCAACGUUUUUGGAUUGGGCUGCAUGACAUGGAUGAUGAAGGCACGUGGACAUGGGUGGAUGGAACAGACUAUGAAAAGUCAUACAAGUUCUGGAUGAAAGGGCAACCAAAUGAUUAUAAGUUGAACGAAGACUGUGCUCAUUUAUGGAGAAAUGGAGAGUGGAAUGACUCGCACUGUACUGACGAUUGUUACGCAAUUUGUGAAAAGAAACGUGGCUGAUAAUUUGGUUUACCAUCAACCAGCUCAUUUUAUACAUAUCACAUUUACUAAAAGUCAUCAUCGAAAACAAAUAUACGUCUAAAGGUUGCAAUAUUUUGAGGUGUAUCAAUUCCUAUGUUAUUAUAAGUAUAUAAGUGAUUGGUUUCAUGAAUAAACUGCAGAUGAGAAAUGUGUUUGAUAGAACUAGGCUGUCACUAAACUAUUUUUAGUUUCAGAACACCUUAUGUCUUCUAAUAUUGGCAACGAUGCUUACCAAAUACAAAAAUGUUCAAUUUUAGAAGUCUAAGAUCUAUUUGUAAUUAUACAUACAAUACUAUCAAAUAAAUCUAUUAAUAAUG